Acaulospora morrowiae is the source of this 2190-nucleotide messenger RNA. Lineage: Eukaryota; Fungi; Glomeromycota; Glomeromycetes; Diversisporales; Acaulosporaceae. The record is from the annotation of a GenBank genome assembly.
CAAGAAGUACUUCACCACUUAAUCAAGGAAAUGACAUCUCAACUGAGCAUGUGACUAGAAUAACAGCCUCCUCUGAUGAUUCACGAAGAAAUUCGUAUGAUGUCGAUAUGCAAGAUUUCGACCGGAUGACUCUUUCGGCUGCUAAAGCUCUAAAUUCAAAGCUGACCGAGUUGGAUGAUAAUUUUACAUUCAAGCGUAAGAAUCAAGGACGACCAUCAAGUAGUCAUAUAUUUUCUCGGGCUGAUUCUCCGAUGAGAAUGAGGUCCAAUUUGGAAAUAGGUCACAUGUCGACAAGUCAACGAAAACAUAAUGAUGAGGAAUUUGACGGAGAUGUUUCUGAUUGGUCAAUAGAAGGAACGGGUCGGAGGGUAGCAUAUGAUGACUUUACGACAAUAGAUUGGAUUCACGAUUUUGCUAAGGAACGCUCACGCCAAAGAAGAUUAAAACAAAAAAAAGGGUUAAUAGGUCAAUUGAAACAACAUUUUGACGAGAUGGAGGGCUGGAUAGUUGUCUUUACUGUUGGCGCUGUCUCCGGAAUUCUGGCAGGAGUAAUAGACAUAACGUCGAGUUGGUUAAGCGAUUUGAAAGAAGGAUACUGUGAUACUGCAUUUUAUUUGAGUAGAAAAAAUUGUUGUUGGGGUUAUAAUGACGAACACGAUGAAUGUAAAGAGUGGAUAACUUGGAGUGACGCUCUAGAGGCAAGAUCACCUGGCGCGAAGUUUUGGACGAUUGCAUACCGAGAUCGUUUAACAUUUCUGGGAUUUAUUUUACCGAAGACCGUUUUCGCCACAACCGCUGCGUACCUUGUAAAAUCUUAUUCACCAUACGCGUCUGGCAGUGGUAUUCCCGAGGUGAAAACUAUUCUCAGCGGCUUUGUUAUUCGAAAAUUCUUAGGAUGGUGGACUUUAAUAAUAAAGAGUAUAGGAGUGUGUCUCAUUUUUGCAUCGAGCUUAUGUUUAGGAAAGGAGGGUCCCCUUGUUCAUUUAGCGUGUUGCUGUGGUAACAUUAUUCCCAGAGUUUUUUCCAAGUUCAGGUAUAACGAAGCUAAGAAACGUGAAGUACUAUCAGCGGCAGCAGCGGCAGGUGUAUCCGUUGCUUUUGGUGCGCCGAUCGGGGGAGUUUUAUUCAGUUUGGAGGAAGCUUCAUAUUAUUUUCCAUUCAGAACUAUGUGGCGAAGUUUUUUCUGCGCAAUGGUCGCGGCUGUUUCACUUGCCUUUAUGAAUCCAUUCAGGACCAACAAACUCGUUCUCUUUCAGGUUGUCUACGACAGGGAAUGGCACGCAUUUGAGAUGUUCUUUUUUGCACUAUUAGGAGUAAUUGGGCUUGUAUGGAGCUUUGUUUAUACGUAUCAAUUUGAAGAUUGCCACAAUCCGUCAGGAAUCUUGGUUACGCUUUUUUGGGGUGUACGAAGUCAUGGUAGUCACACUUAUAACAUCUAUCAUAAGCUACUGGAAUAUCUUCAUGAGGAACUUUUAUUACCUAUGCUUAUACAUUUUUACAUUGUUGUAAAAAGCGUAAACCCUUCGGAGCUAGUUGCAAAUCUCUUCCGCGAAUGUGCUGAUGAUGAUUAUCAUAAUCUUUGCAAGUAUGCAUUUGUUGUAACCUUUGGUUUAAGGGUUCCAGCUGGUGUAUGGUUGCCUUCAAUGGCAAUAGGGGCGUGUUUUGGUAGGGCUGUUGGAUUAUUGGUUUACGCCUUGCAUAGUACAGCCCCUGGAUUAUGGAUUUUCUCAUCAUGUACUCCCGAUACUCAAUGCAUUACACCAGGGAUGUAUGCUAUGGUUGGAGCAGCGGCGACCUUUGGUGGAAUUACUCGCAUGACAGUUUCGCUAGUUGUAAUCAUGUUUGAAUUAACUGGUGCGCUCACCUACGUUCUUCCUAUAAUGGUAGCAGUAAUGGUUAGUAAAUGGGUUGGAGAUGCAUUUGGAAAAGAGGGAAUUUAUGACGGGUGGAUUCGUAUCAACGAAUAUCCAUUCUUAGAUAGCAAAGAAGAAUAUAUAUAUAACACAUUGGCCUCGGAUGUGAUGACGCUGGUGGAAGAUCUAAUGGUGAUCACAUCCACCGGGCACACAUUAGAUAGUUUAGAGGAAUUGCUCAACGAUACCGACUAUAAAGGAUUUCCUGUAGUACAUAAUCCCAGAGAUAUGUUACUUAUAGGUUAUAUAUCAAGAUCUGAACUGAGAUUUGCAAUGG